Molecule: messenger RNA, 3251 nt
Organism: Pipra filicauda (Wire-tailed manakin)
Lineage: Eukaryota; Metazoa; Chordata; Aves; Passeriformes; Pipridae
Gene: AFG2B
Product: spermatogenesis associated 5 like 1
Exons: 8
Coding region: 218-2500 (760 amino acids)
Molecular function (GO): ATP binding; ATP hydrolysis activity
Source: RefSeq, a predicted model, not a curated record
UCCAUCCCGGGCGGGACGUUCUCCGCUGCCGGCUGUCCCAUCCCGGCCGGGACAUUCCCGGCUGUCCCAUCCCGGGGCGGGAAUGUCGGGGGGCCGCGGUGUCCCUGGCGGUGGCGGCGGAGCAGGAGCCCCGCGGGAGAGCGAGGCGCGGUGAGUAAGCAGCCGGCCGGGCCCGCGCGGAGCAGGGCGGUCGCUGCCCUCGCCCGCGGAGGGAGCGAUGGAGCCGACGGCCUUGAAGCUGCUUCCACCGGACCCGGGAGAUGAGGGCACGCAGCGCUGCCGGCUGGGACCUGCCGCGCUGUCCUUGCUGGGGGCCCGGCUCGGCGCCCCGCUGAGGAUCUCGCUGCCCGGCGGGUGCUGCGUGUGCACGGCGUGGCCCCGGCACGACCUGGCCGACGGGUUCCUGCAGGCCGACCUGACCUGCAGCACCGCGGGCCUGGCCCCGCCGGCCCUGCGCGGGCUCUCGCUGGAUGUGCGGCAGCUGGAGCCGCUGCCCCACCGGCGGCUGGGGAAGGCGGCGGUCAGGGUGGUCCUCAGGAGCGCCGCGCUGAAAAAGUCGACUCCCAGAGCGGUGUUGCAGGAGACGGUCAGAGAACUGUUGAGAAAUGUUUAUGUUUUGCCUCGUUACGUUGUAACUGUUGCCCCAAGUCCCGAAAAUCCCGUGGUGUAUAUUGAAAUACUGUCUGCAGACUCUUUGGUGGAGGAAGCUGGAUUGAUAACCCCCCAAACAAGCAUAAAAAUUAAGGAGGUGAUCACUUUAGAAUGGUACAGACAUUUGUCAGAAGGCAUUGCAAAAACUUCAGUUGCAGGACUAGAUGAUGUGGGAAAGUCUUUGAAAGAAAUGAUCGAUCUGCCUUUGCGCUUUCCAAAAACUUUUAAGAACCUGGGGCUUUCUGUCCCUAAUGGAGUGCUGUUAAUUGGGCCCCCAGGUGUAGGGAAAACUCUUAUGGUAAAGGCAGUAGCAGAAGAGGUGGGUGCAUUUCUGUUUGGCGUCAGUGGCCCAGCCCUCCAUGGCUCAAGGCCAGGAGAAGGUGAAGAGAAUUUGAGGAGAGUCUUUGAAAAAGGCAGAGAGAUGUCACAGGAAGGCCCAACCAUUCUCUUCUUUGAUGAAAUUGAUUCUUUGUGCCCGAAGCGAGGAAGUUCAAGCAAUGCUCCUGAAGAUCGGAUCGUUGCUCAGCUGCUCACGCUCCUGGAUGGUGUAAGGAGCGAGGGUAAGAUGGUCAUUGUGGCAGCAACAAACAGGCCAGAUGCCUUAGACCCUGCACUCAGAAGACCUGGCAGAUUUGACAGAGAGGUUAUUAUUGGGACCCCAACAGUCACACAAAGAAGAUCCAUCCUGCAGUUGCUUACGUCUGAUAUGCCCAUUUGUGCAGACGUUGAUUUGGCUCAGCUGGCAGAGCUGACCCCUGGGUAUGUGGGAGCUGACCUCACAGCACUCUGCAGGGAAGCUGUUAUGCAGGCUGUGUCCCACAGCUCCUUGGAGUCAACUGAAACUGAAACCAUGAUUAACAUGGGAGAUUUCCAAGAAGCUUUUAAAAAAAUUCAACCAUCCUCUUUUCGAAGUGCAGUUGGACUAACAGAGUGUAAACCUGUGACUUGGGAGCAAAUUGGUGGUCUUGAAGAUGUAAAAUUAAAGUUAAAACAGAGUAUUGAGUGGCCUAUGAAGUUUCCUCAGGCAUUUGCUAGGAUGGGCCUGUCCCAUCCCAAGGGUCUCCUCCUCUAUGGGCCUUCUGGCUGUGCCAAAACCACGCUGGUGAGGGCUGUGGCCACCAGUUGUCACUGUUCCUUUCUCUCUGUAAGUGGUGCUGAUUUGUUCUCACCUUAUGUUGGAGACUCGGAGAAGAUUUUGUCUCAGGUUUUCCGGCAAGCAAGAGCAAACCCUCCAGCAAUAAUAUUCCUGGAUGAGAUUGACACUCUCCUGGGGUCUCGGUCACACGGCAGAACUGGCCCUGGGGUCUCACAGCGGGUUCUGUCUGUUCUCCUCAACGAGUUGGAUGGUGUUGGGCUCAAAGUUACAGAAAGAAGAGGAGGCAAAUUACAGCUUGAGGGGCAGUGCCAAGAACAAAGUGAUGAUGAGGAAAGAAAGCUAGAGUUUCAGGAAACUUUGAACAAAGAUUUCAUGGUAGUUGCUGCAACAAAUAGACCAGAUAUGUUGGAUGAUGCCUUAUUGCGUCCUGGAAGGUUGGACAAGAUGAUCUAUAUUCCACCUCCAGAUCUGAAGGGAAGACUUUCCAUUUUGAAAAUCUGCACUGAAAAAAUUCCAUUGGAUACUGAUGUGUCACUACAAGAUGUGGCGGCCCUAACAGACCUCUUCUCUGGAGCUGAUAUUGAAAAUCUGUGCAAGGAGGCUGCUUUGUUGGCUUUGCAAGAGAAUGGACUUGAAGCAACUGCUGUAAAACAUGAGCAUUUUGUGAAAUCAUUGAAGACUGUAAAACCAUCCUUAAAUAGAAAAGACUUGGAAUUUUAUGAAAAAUUUUAUAAUCAAGAAUUAACCUCUUGAAUCAAAAAGGAGUGGCAUAGGUAUUUUUAAAUAUAUUGCAAAGAUUUUGAAAAGGCUUACAUCUUUCCUGCUUUUUAAUACUGUACUUACUGGAGGUUUCAGGGUGUAUGAAAUACAGUAAAGUUUCACUUGUCAAAGGUCUGUAAUUUCGAUAAUGAAUAAUAAAUUAAAGUCUUGUUUGCUUUGGAUAGGUUUACAUCUGAUGAAACAAGUAAUUGAGAUACUUAGAUAAAGCACUGUGGAACAGCUUAGUGUUACUGUAGAUUUCCCAGUUUUCAGUAUAAACACUGGCAUCACGAGAGUAUUUAAUUUAUAAUGUGUUGAGAAGUCUUCAUAGGACAGUGAAUAUUUAAAAAGUAGAAAAGCUUUCACAUGUUCAAUAGGAGGAAGUAAGUCCCAUUCUGUAUAAAAUGUGAAGUGUUUUAUAUGUGCCUAUUCACAGGCUUACUUUCUUACAAGCAGAUUCCAAAAUAUAGUGGCAGUGAAAAAGUUGUCAGUGCUUAAUACCUUGUUGUAGGUUUGGAAGUCUGGAGUUUUAGGAGUAAUUUUAGGUCAGUUACUGCUUACUGUACAAACAUUUGGAUUGAGUAAGCAGGUAAGAAGUAUGCAAUCAGCUCAAACUGUAAUAAUUUCUUUAGAGAAGGUAGUUUGCUUUAUAACAAUUUGUGCAAAAUUCUUUUCCUUACCUAACCAUUCUUUGUCAGUAUAUUUUUGUAAGUCACCUUCUAAAAUACAGUUAUAUCCAAGGAAA